Molecule: messenger RNA, 2256 nt
Organism: Aspergillus tanneri
Lineage: Eukaryota; Fungi; Ascomycota; Eurotiomycetes; Eurotiales; Aspergillaceae
Product: CeGAL family transcription factor
Exons: 4
Coding region: 1-2256 (751 amino acids)
Biological process (GO): DNA-templated transcription
Molecular function (GO): zinc ion binding; DNA binding
Source: RefSeq, a predicted model, not a curated record
AUGGGCCUGUCAGGCAAUCGAGAGCCUUAUAUGGGCCCGCAGGGCAAGAUGGCCAUACCUAGGCUGGUAGAGCCAGGUGCCUCUGGCUAUGGGGUGUCUGGGAAAUCCCAACGCCGGCAUAUGGUCAACCUAGAGUCAAAAAUCAGUGACUAUGAGAGAGCGCUCCGAACAGUGGGCAGUUGGCACGGACUCGCUGUUGAAGAGGUCGUGAGACGUUCUCAGACUGAGGAACCGUCCCCUACGCCGCCUUCUUCUAGCAAACAUACUGCUAUAACUCGUACGGCGGAUUAUACCGAAGAGGAUUUCGGUAAAGAUGAGUUCACACGGUCGUCGGGAUAUAUUGGUCAGAGUUCGGAAAUAUACUGGAUGCAUAUGCUUGACAAAGAGAUUACCCGGCUAUCCAAGGACAGCCAAUCUAACCCUAAUUCUUUGUCAUCCCCAAACGCACGCCACAUACACCAACCGAUUGCUUGGUUUAACUACCAUUUUGACGAUGUAGAAAUCAGUCCUAUGGAAGAUCUUGACAUGUUUGCCCUGCCGUCCCAUGAAGUUGCCGUCAGUCUUUUCAACACGUACUUUUCUGCGGUACAUCCUUCUUUUCCUAUCCUUGGAGUCUCAACAUUUACAGAUCAGUUUCAUUCCUUUAUGAACAACCCAUCCAUGAAACCUGGGAACAAGUGGCUUGCAGUGUUGAAUCUGACUUUUGCUAUUGCAUCGAGAUAUACCUACCUGGUCUAUGGAGGCGGAUGGGGCAGCGACAAUUCCAAUCACAAUGCAUACUUUCUACGAGCCAAAGCUCUCAGCAUAGAUGAUCAGCUUUUGAAUACCCCUGAUCUACAAGGACUGCAGGUUGGAGGGCUAGCAUCUUUCUACCUUAUGGCUCUCGGUCAUAUUAAUCGGGCAUGGAUCUUCUGUGGUAACGCUGUGCGCCAAGCUUUGGCCCUUGGGCUACAUCUACGGAACGUGGGGAGUAGUGUCCCUGACAGCUCCAAGGAAGUAAGAUAUCGUCUUUGGUGGUCUCUGUACACGCUUGAGAGCCAUCUCUGCACUAUGACAGGACGACCUUCUUGCAUACCAGACUGCAUGCUCACAGCUCCUUUGCCUAUUCCAUACGAUGAGGUUGAUUUUCACAAAGACGAGGUAGUGCGUCUAAUGAGCCGUUCAACACAUAACCCCGACCAACCAGAAAAACCGAGAGAAACAUCCUCAAAGGAGGCCAUUGACGCCAAGCGGAAAUCUUUAAGCUAUAGCAGCCAUAGCCUUGUACCCCCAUGUGGUUCUUUAUAUUUCCUACAGAUUGCAAAGCUGGCAUUGAUUGCCAAAAAAGCAACGAGCAUGCUCUACGGCUCCGAAACGGCAGCCUUAUCUUGGUUAACCGUAAGGUUUGCCAUAGAUGAGUUAUCAGUUGAAGUGGAGGCUUGGGUUAUGAAGCUGCCCAAGCCUUACGAUUUUACGUCCGCAACUCCCUCCCCAAAUUAUGGGGCUGAGAGGAUGUGUCUCUCUAUUAUGUAUUACAGUACCAAGAGCAGGAUCGCAAAACCGUGUCUUCGGCAGUGGGACGCGUCUGAUGCAGACCGAAAUGAAAAAGAAAGAAUCGCCAUGGAUUGUGUCGAGUCCGCAUGCCAUGUAAUUCGGCUUCUGCCUGAGCCCCCUGAUACGGCAUCACUAUAUAUGGUCUCCCCAUGGUGGUGCAUACUACACUUCCUUAUGCAAGCCACCGUGAUCCUUCUUAUUGAAGCCAAUAUUAAGUUCGAGCAUGCUCCUCACAGGGGCCCAAUGAUCUCGAGAGCUAUAAAGAAGUCAAUGGAGUGGUUGUCUGUUUUGUCAAAAGCCAACACGAUCUCCGGGAAGGUCCGCAGCAUUUGCGACUAUUUCUUGCAGCGACUCGACUGGCCUAUUGAUAUUGAGAUCGCCAAACUAGCCUCUCCCAAUAAUCCCGGCUCUAAUUUCACGGCGGACAGCACUGUCGACCCGCCCGAGCGAGUAACCCCAUGGAGUUCGGCUACUCAGAUUAACCCUACUUAUAUGCCACCAAGACAACUUCCAAGCACCUCCAACACUGUGGCCUUCCCUCCCGCGGCGGAAACGACAACCACACAAGAUUGCAUGCAGAGUGAAGAGCCUGCUCCGCAUAAUUCGUAUACCGAUGAGGCAUUUUACUACGACCCGGGCAUCGGUCUGUUCGAGGAUCCGUCCCUUCCCAGUGACAUAGACAUGGACUCAAUCUGGGACUACUUGGGGGGGCACAAAGCUUAA